AUGAGUAAUGCUGUUGAAGUCGAAGUACAAGAUGAAGAUGAAAACAUGGACAAUGCCAAUGAUAUUAUAGUUGGUGAUCAAGACGAUGAUGAUGCUGUUAAUCAAAUUAAAUCCAACGUACGUCAUCGAAAAGGCCGUGGUUUCAAUGAGCACAGCGAUCGUUUAGCCAUGCAAACGGGUGAAUACGAAACUGUAGCCAAUGAUAACGAUAGCGGAAAUCCAGGUCCAGCAAGAUCUGUCGAAGGAUGGAUUUUAUUCGUCACCAAUGUACAUGAAGAAGCUCAAGAAGAUAACAUGUACGAUCUUUUUCGUGAAUAUGGAAAUAUUAAAAACAUGCACUUGAAUUUGGAUCGUCGUACUGGUUAUGCGAAAGGAUACGCACUUGUAGAAUACGAAACAUUCAAAGAAGCCAAAGAAGCUUUGGAAGGAAUCAAUGGGCAAGAUUUACUCGGUCAUACGCUCCUAGUCGAUUGGGCAUUUGUCAAAGGACCAUUGAAAAAACGUGGCACAGCUACCGGUAGUUCACGCAAAGUAACAGCUGGAACUGGCCGUACGACCCAACGGCGUUAA
This is a messenger RNA of Adineta ricciae, 570 nucleotides long. The record is from the annotation of a GenBank genome assembly. Lineage: Eukaryota; Metazoa; Rotifera; Eurotatoria; Adinetida; Adinetidae.